AUGGCAGUCUUCACCGAAUUGCUUAACAGUCCCUAUGUCGUACAGGGGAUUUGCAUCGCCCUAGUGGCGACGUUAAUAACAAGUGUCUGGACAGAUAUCGUAGACGAGAUUCCUCAUAGACACAUUCCUUUGGUCGGAAAGACCUGGGGGGACCUUACCAACAAAAAGGCUCGGCUACUCUUCACUCAGUCAGCUCGUCAGAUAAUUGCCCAAGGCUUUGCAAAAGGAGUCAAUGUCUUCCAGAUCAUCGGAGCCACAAGCCCAAUUAUUAUACUGCACCCGAAGUUUGUCGACGAAAUCAAGAACAACCCAAAUCUAAGUUUUAAAGACUCGAUCAAAAAAGCAGGUUAUGCAGCUGGAAUCGGGCUCGACCGCAUUCCUGGGUUUGAACCAUUUCAUAAUGGCACUGCUCAAAAAGUGACUGUCGAGGUCGUGCGGACCAGUUUGACCCAGGCGCUCGGAUCUAUUUCAAUUCGCCUCUCAAAGCAGUCUGGUGCGGCCCUAAAGGAAUCCUUGCCUGCCACCGAUGAAUGGAAGCCCUACCACCUCGCCUAUAAGAUUCCUUAUAUGGUAGCCAGCGUCUCCUCUUUGAUAUUUGUGGGAGAGACCAUCUCCCGCGACGCUGAAUGGAUUGAUGUAUCCGUGAAUUAUGCCAUAGACUCAUUCAUGGCCAUGCGCGAUCUACGAGGAUGGCCAUCCAUCCUCCAUCCGGUUGUACACUGGUUCUUGCCCUCUACCCGAAAGCUACGCACCCAUCUAAAAAAGGCUCGCUCUAUCAUCAGCCGCGAGCUAGACAGAAGGGCGUUGAUUCGCGCGGGUAAACUCCCUGCAGAGAACCCACCCCGUGGACCUGAUGCUAUGGACUGGUAUCGCGAGACCGCCGAAGCUCGGAAUAACUUGACCUUUGACCAGUCUGUUGCUCAGGUUGGAUUGGCCAUGGCGGCCAUCCAUACCACGUCGAACCUGCUGACCAAUGUCAUGUAUGACCUCGCAGCGUACCCGGAGUACAUCCAGCCGUUGCGUGAUGAAAUUCGUGCAGUUGCUGCCGAGGAUGGAACUCUGAAGAAGACCAGUCUACUUAAGUUGAAGUUGAUGGACAGUGUGAUGAAGGAAUCACAGCGUACUAACCCACUUUCAUUCACCUCUAUGAACCGCCUCGCCCUUGAGCAAGUUGUGCUCUCUGAUGGGACUGUGAUUCCCAAAGGAGCCAACAUGUUCAUUUCUACAAAAAUACUGGAGGACGAGAGUGUCUACCCUAAUGCUGCCACCUACGAUGGUUACCGGUUUUACAACAAACGUCAGCAGCCCGGCAAUGAACACAAACACCAAUUUGUCACGACAUCAACCGAGCAUUUUGUCUUCGGCCAUGGUAUUCAUGCCUGCCCUGGCCGAUUCUUCGCUGCCAAUGAAACUAAGAUUCUGCUCCUUCAUUUGCUCCUGAAGUAUGAUUGGAAACUGGAGAGCGGCGGUCGACCUCCCAACAUUGAAAAUGGUCUCGAAUCUAUCACAGACCCAAGAGUUCAGCUUCUGUGCCGGUCACGGGAGUCAGAGGUUGACCUAGCUUUUCUAGGAGAGUAG
Penicillium coprophilum is the source of this 1578-nucleotide messenger RNA. RefSeq names its product cytochrome P450. Gene Ontology annotation, molecular function: iron ion binding; monooxygenase activity; oxidoreductase activity, acting on paired donors, with incorporation or reduction of molecular oxygen. The record is from RefSeq and is a predicted model, not a curated record. Bases 1 to 1578 code for a protein of 525 amino acids. Lineage: Eukaryota; Fungi; Ascomycota; Eurotiomycetes; Eurotiales; Aspergillaceae. The transcript has 6 exons.